Molecule: messenger RNA, 8551 nt
Organism: Notolabrus celidotus (New Zealand spotty)
Lineage: Eukaryota; Metazoa; Chordata; Actinopteri; Labriformes; Labridae
Product: AP2-associated protein kinase 1-like
Exons: 20
Coding region: 889-3564 (891 amino acids)
Biological process (GO): protein phosphorylation
Molecular function (GO): ATP binding; protein kinase activity
Source: RefSeq, a predicted model, not a curated record
UCCAUCCGCGCGUCAACAGCAACAGCUAGGAUGUUGCGAUAUCGCUGGCAGCCAAAGAUUGCUGUGGUUGCAGAGAUUAGGCUGCUUGGUCUUCACCUCUGACUAAUAUUUCUCUAGAUGUCAAAUACUGCGGUUUAUUAUUCAGAGCUACAGUAGCAGCAGACAGAGAUUGUAGUUCUCUGUCGUCUCUGCGAUUGUUUGUGUUGACGAGGGGCUGGACCGCGCUACAGCGUUAGCUUACUAAAACCAGAGUUUAAUCGUAAAUGGAAGAAAUUAAAUAGCCUGACGGACAGCUAUGUACCAGCUAACGCUCGCUUCCCUUGACUGAGGAUGGAAAUAUAUUUUCGGGUAGCGCUACCAAACGAGUUACAAGUCGGAAUCAUCGCACUCAAGACAUUAUCUUCAGAGGAUAACCUGGAUAACCUUACACGAAAUGUCAUAGCGCGUAAGUAGCUAGCACUUAGCUAGCUCGGUAAUGGCUUGACGAGAUGGAGAAGGACCUAAUGUUAUCAUCAGCAGCAGCCGACCGUGAGCAGCUGGAUGGAUAGCUAAAGAAGACUUUCUCCGGAGAUGCUUUAGCCUCCUGGGUGGUGUAAUUCACUUACAUAACAGCUAGCCGCUCUAGCUAUCACCAACUGGCUUGUGUUGGCAAGCAAAUGGGAAUUUUGCCACCCAAAAUCGGGGUUGCCUGCACAUCAUCUUAAAUUGACAAAGGCAUCACUGCAGGUUUGAGGCUGCGAACAGACUCACUUGAAGCUUGAGACCCUUUCAAAUGUACAAUCUGACCUGCAUCAUCGUAUCAGUGCAAUAAUUCAGUGCACAGGAAACAAGCAAGAUCAUCUGUUUGUGUUUGUGUGAUUGGGAUCCUCAUCCUGUCAUUGCGACAAGAUGAGGAAGUUCUUUGAUUCCCGACGGGAGUUGGUGAGCUCUGGGCCUGGUUCUGGAGGAGGUGGUGGCAGCUCUGGGUCCAGUCAUGCAGGCGGAAAUUUCAUUGGUAAAUCCUUCAGUGUCGGGAAGCACCAAGUCACUGUGGAGGAGAUCAUUGCUGAAGGUGGUUUUGCGAUUGUGUUCCUUGUGCGAACAAAUCAAGGGGUGCGUUGCGCCCUGAAGAGGAUGUAUGUCAACAAUGAGCAUGAUCUGCAGGUGUGCAAGUGCGAGAUUCAAAUAAUGAAAGACCUUGUUGGUCACAAGAAUAUUGUGGGCUAUCUGGACUCCAGUGUCACAGCGAUGGGCUCACGGGAUGUAUGGGAAGUUUUUAUCCUUAUGGACUUCUGUAAGGGAGGACAGGUGGUCAACUUGAUGAAUCAGAGGCUGCAGACCGGCUUCACCGAGGCGGAGGUCCUGCAGAUCUUCUGUGACACCUGUGAUGCUGUUUCUCGCCUGCACCAGCGCAAGCAACCCAUCAUCCAUAGAGACCUUAAGGUGGAGAACAUCCUCCUGCAUGACAAGGGUCAUUACGUGCUGUGUGACUUUGGGAGUGCGACCAACAAGUUCCAGAGCCCGCAGACUGAGGGAGUGGCUGCCGUGGAGGAAGAGAUCAAAAAGUACACCACUUUAUCAUAUCGUGCCCCUGAAAUGGUGAACCUCUACAACAAUAAGAUUAUCACAACAAAGGCAGAUGUCUGGGCGUUGGGCUGUUUGCUGUACAAGUUGUGCUUCUUCACUCUGCCCUUUGGUGAAAGCCAGGUGGCCAUCUGUGAUGGCAGUUUCACAAUUCCUGACAACUCCCGCUACUCUUACGAUCUACACUGCCUCAUUCGAUACAUGCUGGAGCCAGACCCUGACAAAAGACCAGAUAUCUACCAGGUGUCCCACUUUGCUUUUAAACAAGCUCAGCGGACCUGCCCUGUUCAGAAUGUGAAGAAUUCUGCAAUUCCUACCAAACUACCCGAGCCAAUCAAAGCGAGCGAGGCUGCUGCAGCAAAGAAGAGCCAGAAUAAGCCCAGACUGACAGAUCCAGUCCCCACCACCGAAACCUCCAUCACCCCUCGCCAGAGGCCCAAAGCAGCCCAUACUCAGCCUGCGGCUGGCAUCCUCCCCAUCCAGCCUGCUGCUCUCACCCCUCGCAAGCGAGCUAAUCUCCCUGGUGGUGCAGCUCAGCCUGUGGGAGUCAGCUUAGACCUCUCCCAGCCAGCUGCAGCUCUGCAGUCACAGAAGGCUCAGACUUCACCUCUGCCUCUCAUCCAGUCACAAAGCAAUUCAAGUCAGGCUGCAGCUCAGCAGAAGCAGCCGGUGCAGCUAGCCACGGCUCCAUCAGCAGAGACAGCAGCAGCAGCUACAGCAGUCGUGUCACCAGUGAUCAAAGCAGACGUCCAACCACAAGCACAGCCAACAGUCCAGCAGCAGACCACUCCUCCCUCAGUGGUCGGCACCCCUUCCCAGCAGGCUGAUCAGACUCCAUCCAGCCCCGCCCCCCCUCAGCGCCCAGCUCGACGUAAGCAGGGAGGCCAGGCUCCGCAGUCAGCAGCUCAGGCUUCACCCGUCAAAUCAGCCCCGAGUCAGCUGCAGGGAUCUCAGAAGCAGCAGGUAGCGCAGCCCUCUGCAGCCCAGGCUCCGUCUGCCUGCACUGAGAUCAGCCAAAAAGCAGCCGAUAUGACUCCGCCUGCUUCUCCAAAGACGACUGAAGAACGAGGCCAUCAGCGCACACCGAGUGAUGCCACACUGAUUAGUGUCGCUGGUGACCUCACACAGCAGCCACAGGGAGCUAAUGGAGACGCUGCACUGAACCUAUCAAUUACAUCCCCACCAAACACCACUCAUUCCACUGGUGGUGAAGCAGCACAGGACCAGAGCAUAGCUGGAUCCACUCCUACACAGCCUGCAUGGAACCCGUUUGACGAUGAUGGCUUCUCCGGCCUUGCUGGAGAGGAAGCCCAAGCUGAAGAAGCAAAGCCUGCUGAAUUAUCCCCAGAAACUGAGCCAGCACUCUCUGAGGAGCUGAUUCCAGGCCUGCAGGCCUCAACUAUGGACGAUACCCCCCCAGAGACUGCUGCAGCCAUUGUUGAUUUGGAUUGUGGGGGUUCAUUGUUGGUAGUGCCAGGUGGUUUCCGUACCCUGGAACUGUCGGAUACACCAGAGAAGCUGAUUGAAGGACUCAAAUCUCCAGAACCGUCUUCACUCAUGCUUCCAGACCUCCUGUCGUUGUCUGAUCCCUUCGGUGGCUCUGUGGAGGAGUCUGCAAAAGACCCUCUGACUGCAGAUGACUCUCUGCUGGGCUGCUCUCUGAUCUCUGGUCCAUCCGCCCCUCCGGCAGCAGGCAGCGCCACCUCCUCCGUCUCCUCUGCUCCCACCUCUGCUGCCUCGGCUUUAGAUGAUUUCAGUCUGUUGUCUGGAGACUCUGGACAGCCUAGAGCUGACUCAUCUCUUCUGAUCUCAGACUUCGAGCCGCAGCAGGCGGGGGCAGAGGCUGGCGAAGAGGAUGAAUUUGAUCCCAUUCCUGUCACAGGCCGAAAGAACUCGCAAGUUUCAGGAGGCCACUCGCGCAGUAACAGUGGCGGCUCUGAAUCCAGCCUGCCCAGCUUGGCUCGCUCCCUGAUGCUGGUGGACCAGCUCAUCGACUUGUAGACGCCCACCCAGCCCCCCACCCCUCCCAUAGAAGCUGUAACACUGGAUUAUAGACUGGCAUAGCAUAACAGCAAUCAACACUGUUGUCAUAGCUAGCUCCCUGCACCCUCCUAGCUGUCAUCGCCAUUCUAGUUGCUACAGUAGAAACAGCCUUUGCAUUUCAGAGCUUCUUCAUCCCCACUCUCUCUGCCAUAACAACUGCAUUAUCUGCUUCUCCUCACCUCUCAUCUCUCACCUCCUCAAUCACAUUUUCUCUUUGUUGUACUCUCUGCAUAUCAUGUUCCAUCCACCGGUUAAAAAGUGGCCAGUAGACUAACAUCAUCCUUUCUAAGCAUUACAUCUCUCUUUCAAUCAGGAUAUGAUAUUGCUAUCCCAUUUGUUUGAACAAUAUUGCAUUAUGUCUAAUAGCAAACAAUAGAAGAUCAUUGUUGUAAUGUACAAUAGGCAUAGUUAUAAGUGGUCGUAGUUAUUAUGGUGCACAAGUGAAUUUGUCGUCGUUUGCCUUUUUAAAUUCUCUUCCCCAGAUUUAUUUUCACAUUUUAGAGUCGGAUCAUAAAGAAGUGAAGUGACCAUUUGUUUCAAUAACGUCCGUUUACUUCUCCUGUGAAGGGAAACUUAGUCAUGUAGCCGGAUUUGCACAGUAGCAUAAAUGUUACCUCUGUCAGGGCUGUUGGAUGGAAUAUCUUAAGCUGCUAUUGAUAAGACUGAAAGAGGACAUCAGAGUUAGCAUGUAAUCGGAAACAAAACAGCCAUAACCAUACGUCCCCCUAAAACACAACGCUAAGUUACUGUGAGGAAAAGAGGAGCGAGACACUGAGGGCCUGGUCUUAAACCUAACACACAGCAGUGCAAUAAUCUACGCUUGUUAACAACUGACAGAGUUUCAAACACUUAAGUAGCAGAUGUGUUAGCACCCACUUGUGCACCUAUGAUACUUGUCCAAAAAUGAGGUGCAAAUAGUACUGCGCUGUUACAGGUAAUGGGUGAUCCCAUUCCCUUUAGUGGAAUUAAUGUGUGGGUGCUGGUUUAGCUCUGUGUGCACACCAGGUACAGAGGUUGCAGUCCUCAAUGCAGCAGCCGCAGGUUUGACUCCCAGACAUAUCCUGUCUCUCUUCAGCUGUCCUGUUAAAGCAAAAAUGGCCCAGAGUAGGGAUGCAUUGAUGAAUUGGUUGGACAUCAGUAUCAGCUGAUAUUGGGCCAGCUGAUUGAAAUGAGCCCAUCAGAAAAUAAUGUGUUUUGCAGGGAUGUCAGGAGCUGAUGUUUAUCUGUGGUCUCACAUGAAUUUAAAGCUGGGAAGAUAGUACGCCUAACUGCUGAUUCAGACAUUUGAGCAGAAGACGUCACCUGCUGGACAAAAACUGAUUCGUUUUCAUGGUCCAACAUGAAAGAGAGUGUCAGCAGUGUGGGUGUAAAACACUGUCGCAGAGAAAGACCAGAGACAUGCAGUUUGUAAGACAUGUUCUUGUGACAUUUCAACAGGGAGGACUACUAAUGCUUCAAAUCUCAUGGCUCAUUUUAAAAACAGACACAAAGAGGUAAUGCCAAAAACAUUGGCAUUAGAAUCUGCUAUUAUUUUAAACAUCGGUAUCAGCAUCAGCUCUGAUUUCACAAUCAGUGCAUCUCUUGCCUGAAAGCAUAACUUCAAAAAGAAAAAAGUGCCCAUAAGACAGCUUUGAAUAACCGAGGGAUCAGCGAGCCACUAGAUUAUGAACUGCUUAACUGGCCAGAGUAGGUUUUAUGCACCCUUAAUGCACUUGCGCCGCGUGUCUUUUGUUUUGGACCAUGCGCUUUGUAACUAAUAUAGGUUAUAAAUACACUUAAAUAGGGCCCUAACAGUUUGCUUGAACAGUCUAAUCAGCAAAGUGCCAUAAAAUAAUAUGUGGCACAGAAGAGAGAAGAGAGGAGCUUUGCCAGUUUAGUAGCUGAACUCUAAAUAAAACUAAUCACUCAGCGAGGACCUGCUCUCAUUUGCUCACGUUUGUGAAAGCAAUAGUUUAUCAUGGAAUGAAAUGGGGGAAUAAUAUGGGUCAUAACAGUGUGUACAGGAGCGUGCCAUAUCAGUAGAAAAUGCAUGAGAAUAAUUUGAGUAAUCAGCAGUAAUAGCUAAUAGUAGAAAUACAGUAGCUGUUCUAUAGAGACCAUUAGAGACUAUUCAGGUACUUUUUGGCACAAGCAGAAACGGUCUAAUACGACAUUUAAAAAAAAGAUUUCACUCACUUUUGUUUUUUUCUUAUGUCACCACAAGCAUUCAUCCACAUUGUGCAAUCCUUCCUACAUUCCUGUCAUUGUUUACUCCUUAUUUAUGUAAAUAAAUAUCUGCGACCCCUGCAGGCUCUUAUCCAGACCAUAGAGCUGGUUCUUCCUCCCCUGUAUAUAUGAAGUCAUUGUCAUAAAGCUUUACUUGUGGAAAACAUAUUGCUUUACUUGUGAAAUCUCGUAUAUAUAUCUUUAUAUAUACAUAUGAUCUGUAUAUAGAUAUAUAUAUGACUGAAAAUGACAUGGUUUUCCUGUUAAUAAAUGUUAAUAUGAAUAGAGUGUUAGAGAAUGAAUGUAAGAAAUAAAUAUUAGUCUAUAAUAAAAAAUAUCUACGAUUCUUAACACCAUAAUCACUGAAUAAUAUUGAAGAAUAUAUACAUAUUUCAUUCCUCUUUGUGGAGUUGUGUGUUGAGAAAGUUUUUUUUCUUGGUUAUAUCUGCCCUACUAUUGUCAGUACAUUAUAAUGUAUAGCUGAUAAUCCUAGUCUUUGUUCAACCUGGAGAUUAGGCCUGAUCCCGUGUCUUAUUCCCCCUCCUCUUCCUCUGUGAACAGAAAAGUGAGCCUGUGUUCUGUUUGUUGAUGAAGGAUUAUAUUUUUAUUCCAAGCCGUUUUUUGGAAAAGUGUGCGCUGACUCUCUCGUAGUCCUGUUUCAUUUCAGCGCUGAACUAGAACUUUUUCUGAAACUUGUGCUUUGUAAAGCUUUGUUUUUGCUUUACCGGUUGGUUUUAGUGAUCACAGAGUUCAUAUCAAAAAGCAUGGCAGUGUCUUUGAAUGUUAUGUUCAUGUUGGUAUACAGUGUUAAGAUAAGUAUGUGUGAGUGUGCGUGGAGUCAGAAUUGUUGGAUGUGUUUUUCUGGUAGCCUACUUGUGUUGUUGUUUGCUGCAAAACGUGGCGACAGUCAUGAACACGUCGUCAUUAAAAUCUCUUCUGAAAGCACAGCCCCCCUCCCUCUCUCUAAAUUCUCUCAGGAAGUCAGAGCUACAUCACUCUCUGAGAUAUGUAUUGGCUUACUGCUCCCCAGUCUCUCUGUCCGCUGGAAGCCUGCGCUCCAUAUUACAGUGUAGAGAAAUAGUCUGAUAGCUGAUGUGUGAGGGGCUCUGUAACGUGUGAAAGGGUUAAAGAUACAACACUGCUGCUGCAGCAUCCAAUCAGCUGUCCAGGGUUUGGAAAAUCAGCUCCAAUCAGCAAUAUAAAUGUUUCUGUAGGAUCAAACAAAAGUUAGUUUUCUUCUCACGCAUGACACAGUGAGAAGACUACCUCCACCUCCUCUUUGGCUUCAUGUCAUGUUAAAGUAACAUUCAUGGUACUGUUUGUUUUAUCAGGAGAUCCAUCGCAAAUACUCCUUUCUGGAAAGUUCUAGAAGAUGCAAGAGUUAUAUUCAGAAACACAUAAGUCACAUUGUAGUUCAAAAUGCACAAACAUUUUUGGUUAUGCACAUAGUGGCUUAUUUUAUUCUGUUUGGUAAUUAAAAAAUAGAAUAAUCAUUGACUUCACAUAAAUAUGGACGGUACACCUCCCCACCUCGUAAGAAAAAGUGAAGCCAGAUUAAUGCCACAAUGGGUGCUCCCAUAUUGCACUGAGCGAUUUGGCUGGUGGAGCCGCAGGAUUAAUGUUACACUCCAGGCAUUCAACUUACAGAUGAAACAUCACAGCAGAACAGAUUCUUGAGCUGAUCCAAAGUAUACACUCUUAGCUAUAGAAAGUUCAAUGACUCUUGCCUAAGUUUAAGAAGGAGCCGCAUUCCUCAACAGAGCUGUCAAUCAUGAUGUCACAUCCCCCUCUCUGUGACGUCUAAUAACUAAAUAAAACAAAACCUCUCUAAAAAUGAAGACUUGCGCAUUAGUCAGCAUGAUAGAAACUAACUUUCAUGACAGAAAACAUGUUGAAGAUACAUUUAUUUGAGAUGCAUUUUCAUUUUCUACUUUGACCCAUGUUCCAUCUGUUUUAAUGGAGGAGGCAGGCUUUGAGACCUGAACUGCAGCCUGUCUGCAGGAACAGAUGUGAAAGAUCUGGCUUUACCUAUAGGGACCUGUUGUGUCAUCCAUAUUUUAUUUGGUCUAUAGGAAUGAUAUAUAGAAACCUCUUAAGUGACUGAAGUCAAAAGCAGUAGAAAAAAAGUCCCAAAAAUAAAAUAAAAACCUUUAAAACUGAAUAUUUGAAUUUAGUUUCUAAGUGUGUUGUUUAAAGCCCACCACAGUUUUGUACACUAACCUUUAAAUUGAGAGUAUUUUCAGUGGAUCUUGUGAUUAAAAUUCUGAAUUAAAUCAUUUACUUCUAAAAAUGAUUUUAUGAAAAAUAAAGGAGCAGCUGAUUUUAAAGUGACACUCUCGGGUGUACUGACGUGUACAAAAAGAAGGUAUACUUUUCUUUCUUUAUCAUCCUCUUUAUGAUCCUUCCAUCAAACAACUCCAUCUUUUGCAGUCAAUGUUUGAACCUAUGCAACUCCCGAGCUUUCUCCCUGUAGCCGCCAAUGUGCUGUUGUGAUCGGUGAAGCCAAGCACCUCGUGAGAUUAGUCCUCGAUGUGAAACAGAAGCCCCUCGUUUCCUCUGUUGUUUUGCCAAAAAUGGAAGCUGUCGAUUAUCUGAAACUAGUGAGUGUUUUUGAGACGCCUCUUUGUCUUUAUGGCCCAAACCUGCGUCAGAGCUGUGGUAUCGUGUGCUCCUUCUAUUUUUGUGAGAUAAUUAAAGAAUUAUAAAGGGAUGGCAAAUAAAAUGCAAAUGUGAAUGUCAA